Dendroctonus ponderosae (mountain pine beetle) is the source of this 1869-nucleotide messenger RNA. Its product is annotated as putative fatty acyl-CoA reductase CG5065. The transcript is spliced from 10 exons. The coding region runs from base 274 to 1788 and encodes 504 amino acids. Gene Ontology annotation, cellular component: peroxisome. Lineage: Eukaryota; Metazoa; Arthropoda; Insecta; Coleoptera; Curculionidae. The record is from RefSeq and is a predicted model, not a curated record. Gene Ontology annotation, biological process: long-chain fatty-acyl-CoA metabolic process. Gene Ontology annotation, molecular function: alcohol-forming very long-chain fatty acyl-CoA reductase (NADP+) activity.
GCUGUGCACCACUGGUACUUUUGCACAAAUUCUAGUAACCUCAGGUUCGCGAACGAAAUUUUGAUAGAAACUAAUCGUUACGUUGACGACGGCAACAAACGUGUUCUACGGUUUGCAGAAUUUAGUUCGCUUCUUUGCACAUUUGGUGGUACUCACUUUAGUGUAGUUGAACGGCGCGUUGUGACAUUACCUAGACUCUUAAAUUCACGAGUGAUAGUUGCUGGUUUUUGAUCUGUAUUUAUUUGCUAUAUCAUUUAGCAAAAGUGACCAAUCAUGACCGAAGACAUCGAACAGUACCCGGACCGAGUGGCCGACAUGUAUAAAGAUAAAACUAUUUUUAUCACGGGAGGUACGGGAUUCAUGGGAAAAGUGCUCGUCGAGAAAUUGUUGAGAACAUGCAGCGAUUUGAAAAAAAUCAUUAUACUCGUUAGAAACAAGAAAGGAAAAUAUCCCAUGGAAAGAAUCCGGGAGAUUUUAGCAGGACCUCUCUACGACAAGGUGAAGAAACUGAAAGGCGCUGAGAUAAUCAACAAAGUUGAUGCAGUUGAAGGCGAUGUUAUGCUACCAAACUUAGGAAUCAGCGAAAAGGACAGAAUAAUGCUGGCCAAUGAAGUUCAAUUAAUUUUGCAUUGUGCUGCCACCAUCCGAUUCGAUGAAACAUUGAAAAAAGCCGUUCUGCUGAACGCUAGGGGUACAAAAUUUAUGCUGGAAUUGGCCAAGGAAUGCAAACAGUUACAGUGUUUUGUCCAUGUAUCCACUGCAUACUGUCAUCUGAGUGAGCGAAUACUCUACGAAAGACCAUAUGCACCACCUGCGGAUCCCCACAAAGUAAUUCAGACUGCAGAGUGGUUAAGUGAUGAUGUUAUGGAGACGAUAACACCCAAAAUUCUGCAAGAUAUCCCAAAUACUUACGCGUUUACCAAAGCUUUAGGAGAAGCUUUGGUUGUAGAGCAACAUGGAAAACUUCCAGUCAUGAUUCUAAGGCCAUCAGUUGUAAUUCCCAUUUGGAAAGAACCGAUUCCUGGAUGGACUGAUAACAUAAACGGACCUACGGGACUCCUAAUUGGAGCUGGCAAAGGAGUAUUGAGAACAAUGUAUUGCAAGCAGGAUGCUUACGCCGAUUAUAUGCCGGUCGAUAUCGUUGUAAAUGCUACUCUUGCUUCUGUCUGGUUUUAUAUAUAUGACGAGAGGAAGAAAUGGAUAUUUAAUCUAACCAGUUCUGCACUUUAUAAAAUAACCAUGGAAGAAAUUAUCAACAUAGGACGAAAGGUAAUCAAUACCAAAAUACCAUUGAAUGGUGUUGCCUGGUACCCAGGUGGCUCAAUGAAGAGAUCCAAAAUAGUGCACUACAUUUGCUUCUUCUUAUUUCAUAUCAUUCCCGCUGUUUUGGUAGAUGCUCUGCUACUAGUCAUCGGAUACAAACCAGUAUUAUGCCGAGUGCAAAAUCGAAUAUGGAAGGGUUUUGAAGUGUUCGAAUACUACGCGAACAACCAAUGGGACUUUGACAAUCAAGAGUCGCUGAGUCUUAGAGAUGCUUUGUUGAACCCAAGAGAAAGGGAAAACUACAAGUGUGAUGGUGACGGGAUCGAUUACUUUGAAUAUUUCUCUACUUGUGUACAUGCUGCAAGAUUGUAUAUUCUCAAAGAGACUGACGACACAUUGCCAGCUGCACGAAGACAUAUGUUUGUCAUGUGGAUCGUCGACAAAGUAUGCAAGGGACUGUUUCUCUUUGCAGUUAUGUAUUAUCUUUAUCAGAAAGUGCUGAGCCCUUUAUUGGCAGCUAUAUAGCAAUACAUUUAGCUAAUAUUUUAUAAUAUGCGUAGCUAUUGUAAAGUUUUAUAAAAAUAAAUAUUGUUUCUAUCUCCAAUA